Molecule: messenger RNA, 850 nt
Organism: Mercurialis annua (annual mercury)
Lineage: Eukaryota; Viridiplantae; Streptophyta; Magnoliopsida; Malpighiales; Euphorbiaceae
Exons: 3
Coding region: 1-720 (239 amino acids)
Biological process (GO): proteolysis
Molecular function (GO): cysteine-type peptidase activity
Source: RefSeq, a predicted model, not a curated record
AUGAUAGCUCAUGUAGAUAUUUUGCUUUAUUAUCUGAGGAAAAAAAUUAAAAACGGACGUGGUGCAAACAGAAGAUGCACAACUACUGACAAUUUUUUCGAUCGACGUAUUCAAGCCAUAUACGCUUUAUACUUGAAAAAGCAAGAUACGUCACUUGUUUCUUCGAAAAAUACAGCGACUGAGUACAUUUACGGUGGUCAUAUGCGUUGCAACACCAAGUGGGCUGAUGUUGAUGAUGUUCUUUUCCCGAUCAACUGCGGUAAAGAUUGGCAUUGGAUAUUGGCUCGGCUGAACUUCAAGGAACGAUGCAUAUAUGUCUACAAUUCGUUGAGGUCAGUUCGAAGUGACUCAUCUGCAAUUGAGAUCGUUAACUGCUAUAGUGUGUUGCUUCCGCUCUUCCUUGAAGAUGUCAAAUUUUUUGAAUCUCGAGAUGACAUAGACACUACCAGCGGUCCUUAUGAGGGAAAGAGUAUAACUGACCCAUUCAGAAUCGAGAUUGUGCAGAACUUACCCAUUCAAACUGAUACUGAUUGUGGAGUUCAUAUGUUUGCCGCUGCUGAGUUUUUUGUUGAUGGAAAAGUUAUGGGGCAAGAUUUUAGUGCCAAAGAACACCGUGCUCGUUAUGCUUCGUCAUUAUAUUUUUAUGGUCGUUGGAAGUACGAAUCUUCAGUUCUUAGUGAAAAUGAAGCUCCUUUGAAAAUCAAGAGGGUGGCUUCUUAGGCAUUUUUCCUUUUAGGAUUUUAUUUUGUUUUGUAUCGGAAAUAUAUCUGAAUAUUAUCGUACUAUCGUACUUUGGAUGUUAUUAUUUGUCUUUUGUUUUUUAUAUUGUAAACAGAAUUUAUAUUUUUAA